Messenger RNA from Lodderomyces theae, 978 nucleotides. RefSeq names its product Fe(2+) transporter (gene MRS4). Gene Ontology annotation, cellular component: mitochondrial membrane. The record is from RefSeq and is a predicted model, not a curated record. Gene Ontology annotation, molecular function: ferrous iron transmembrane transporter activity. Gene Ontology annotation, biological process: iron import into the mitochondrion. Lineage: Eukaryota; Fungi; Ascomycota; Pichiomycetes; Serinales; Debaryomycetaceae. The transcript has a single exon. Bases 1 to 978 code for a protein of 325 amino acids.
AUGGAGCAUCACGAACAUCAGAUACAGUUUUUGCCCAAAGAUCCCCUUGAAAUAGACUAUGAGGCCUUACCCGAAGAUGCAUCAUUAGCCGCACAUUUGAGUGCAGGUGCUUUGGCUGGUAUAGCUGAACAUACGGUUAUGUUCCCCAUCGAUUCAAUCAAGACCAGGAUGCAAAUGAACUUAUCAACAAAGGACUUGUCACGAGGCUUGGUCAAGUCCAUAUCACGUAUCAGCUCAACCGAAGGAUUCAGAGCAUUGUGGAAGGGAGUUUCUUCAGUAAUACUAGGCGCUGGUCCUGCUCAUGCAAUUUAUUUUUCAGUGUUUGAAUCAACAAAGACAUUUCUUGUGAAUAGAUUGACCAAUAGUCCUCAUUCCAACAAAAUAGUCACUGAUGCAAACCACCCACUCAUAGCCAGUUGCGCGGGAGUGGCUGCAACCACAGCAUCAGAUGCCUUGAUGACCCCUUUCGACAUGUUGAAGCAAAGAAUGCAAGCUAGUGCUGCAUACAAUGAAAACAAGUCAACGUCGGUAAGAUUGAUCAAGUUGGCUCGUGAUAUAUACAAAAACGAAGGUAUCUCGGCCUUUUUCAUUUCAUAUCCUACAACCUUAUUCACAAAUAUUCCAUUUGCUGCAUUGAAUUUCGGAUUCUACGAAUACAGUUCAUCAUUGCUCAAUCCAAAUAACUCAUACAACCCAUACUUGCAUUGUGUUAGUGGAGGUAUAGCGGGUGGUGUUGCUGCGGCAUUAACCACGCCGUUGGAUUGUGUCAGAACAGUGUUGCAAACUAAAGGUAUGUCCCAGAAUGAAUCUUUGAGACAUGUCACUGGGUUCAAGAGUGCAGCUAGAGCGUUGUACAAAGAGGCUGGGUAUGCUGCAUUUUGGAAAGGUCUCAAGCCAAGAGUGAUAUUCAAUAUCCCAGGAACCGCCAUUUCGUGGACAGCGUACGAAUUUUGCAAGGAGAUUUUGAUUAAAGGAUAG